Molecule: messenger RNA, 1308 nt
Organism: Arctia plantaginis
Lineage: Eukaryota; Metazoa; Arthropoda; Insecta; Lepidoptera; Erebidae
Source: the annotation of a GenBank genome assembly
AUGAAGUUUUCAAUACUUAUAGGAAUUAUAGCUUACUUUUCACUAGCCUUAGCUGAACAAGAAACUUUGGUUCUUGUAGAUAAUCUUAAUAUAAAGGAAACACAUUCACAAUUCUUCAAAUCUUUGCAAGAUAGAGGAUACACCCUUACAUUCAGACUAGCUGAUGAUGCUAACCUAGUCUUAUCAAAGUAUGGCGAAUAUUUGUAUAAGAAUCUUAUCGUGUUCGCACCCUCCGUACUGGAGUUCGGUGGUCAAAUCGACACUGAAGCUAUUACCAAGUUUAUUGACGAUGGCGGUAAUUUGCUGAUGGCCGGCAAUGCGGCCGCUGGUGAUGUGUACAGGGAAAUCGCUUCAGAAUGCGGAUUUGAGAUGGAUGAAGAAUCAGCAGCUGUCAUUGACCAUUUCAACUAUGAUGCCUCUGAUGAUGGUGAACACACCAGGAUUGUGGUAUCUCCCAAGAACCUGAUCUCUGCUCCCACCAUUGUUGGUGAACAGAACACACAGCCUCUUCUGUUUGAAGGCACUGGACUUAUUUUGGAUAAGGACAAUAAUCUCGUGCUGCCUAUUCUCAUUGCUGAUUCAACUGCUUACAGCUACAAUCCUAAAAGCCAAGUGAAGGAGUACCCACAUGCGGUUGGCCGCAAGACAGUGCUAAUAGCAGCCCUGCAAGCAAGAAACAAUGCUCGUAUUGUCUUCAGUGGGUCUCUAUUCUUCUUCUCUGAUGAAGCCUUCAACUCUGGUGUUGCUAAAGUUCAUGGUGACAAAGUGACAUCAAACCAGUCAGGCAAUAAGGCCCUAUCACAGCAUCUGUCUGCAUGGGCAUUUGGUGAGCGUGGCAGACUGCGCGUACGUAACGUAGACCAUCACAAGGAGGGAGAGAAGGAGUCCUCCAAUACUUACACUAUCACUGACUCUGUAGUCUACAGAAUUGAAAUUGAAGAACUCAAGAAUGGUAAAUGGCAGCCAUUUGAAGCCACUGAUGUACAGCUAGAGUUUGUACGCAUUGAUCCGUUCAUCCGCCAGACUCUGCAGAAGAAACCCAAUGGUGUAUAUGAAGCAGUGUUUAAGGUCCCUGAUGUGUGGGGAGUCUACCAGUUCAAGGUUGACUAUGACAGAGUUGGAUACACAAGGCUAUAUCAUUCUACUCAGGUAUCUGUCCGUCCUCUGCAACACACACAGUAUGAGCGGUUCAUUCCAAGUGCUUACCCAUACUACGUCAGCUCCUUCUCCAUGAUGAUUGGAGUGUUCCUCUUCUCAUUCGUAUUCCUCUAUUACAAGGAAGAUGUACCUAAGACUAAGAGUGAAUAA